Molecule: messenger RNA, 2469 nt
Organism: Neoarius graeffei (lesser salmon catfish)
Lineage: Eukaryota; Metazoa; Chordata; Actinopteri; Siluriformes; Ariidae
Gene: rnf115a
Product: ring finger protein 115a
Exons: 9
Coding region: 63-995 (310 amino acids)
Biological process (GO): ubiquitin-dependent protein catabolic process; protein ubiquitination; positive regulation of DNA-templated transcription
Cellular component (GO): cytoplasm; nucleoplasm
Molecular function (GO): ubiquitin protein ligase activity
Source: RefSeq, a predicted model, not a curated record
GAAAACGUAUAACGCUUUGGAGGACCGACGUCAGUGUUUGUGUGCUGCUGUUUGUUGGAAAGAUGGCGGAGGCUGCGGCAGUUCCUCCGCAUCGGUUUUUCUGUCACUGUUGUAAAGGCGAAGUGAGACCCAAACUCCCGGAGUAUAUCUGCCCCAGAUGUGACUCUGGAUUUAUUGAAGAGGUAACAGAAGAUUCCAGUCUUUUGGACAGUAGUACGAAUGGGCUUGAUGACACAGCUUCACAGUUUGCAGAGCUCUGGCAGCUUCUGUUUGCGGAGUGGCCAUUUACAGCGGACUUGGACAGACCUGAGUCAGAGCCACGGGUUCCAGGAGGUGCUGGAGGACUAGGUCUAGGAGGAGGGCCAUUUGGUGGCUCUGUCCCUGGAGGCCUCAGCGGGAACCUCAGUAGCCCUUUAGGAGGAGGAGAGCACUGGGGCCCCAGUCGUCCCUCUCGCCUGCACACUCAGAGGAGAUAUAGAUCCAGAGGAAGCAGUCGGCCGGAUCGCUCCCCUGCUGUAGAGGGAAUAGUACAACAGUUUCUUGCUGGCCUUUUUGCCAAUUCAGGUGCUCCAGGUUCGCCUCCACUGUCAUGGACAGGCAUGCUGCACUCAAACCCUGGUGACUAUGCCUGGGGGCAGGGGGGUCUGGAUGCAGUCAUUACACAGUUACUGGGUCAGUUUGAGAACACAGGUCCUCCUCCUGCAGAGAAAGAGAAAAUCUCCUCCCUUCCCACGGUCAUUGUUUCUCAGGAACAGGCUGACAGCAGUUUGGAGUGUCCGGUGUGUAAGGAAGACUACACAGUCGGGGAGCCAGUCAGGCAGCUGCCCUGCAACCACUUCUUCCACAGUGACUGCAUUGUGCCCUGGCUAGAACUGCAUGACACAUGUCCGGUAUGCAGGAAGAGUUUGAGUGGAGAGGACAGUGGCAAUCAGCCACCCUCAGAGCCCUCCUCCGUAAACACCGAGCCUCGCACACAGGAGAGAUGGUCCUACUGAGAGAGACGCGCGCACACAUGCUUUUUCAUCUCUGCUCUAUCUCUUUAACUCUUACAACACACAAUGUGUGAGGAUUUGCCACUAUUUGGCAUUCCCUGUCUUAACGCCAGCCUCUCUCUCGCUCGCUCUUCAUUUUUGAUCAUACCAAUCUCGUAUGGUUUACUAUGACUUGUUUACCGUUUUUAUUUUUAUCCCUCCAUGUUUCCUCUGUCGUGGCCCAUCUCUGGUCUCCUUUCUUUCUCUGCAUUGACACUUUUUUACAUUAAUUCAGAGGUGUUUUGCAUUUGAUUACACAUCUUGUCCUGGUGUCUGCUUUCCCAGGCGACGGACUCUGAAGACUGCACAUGCUCACCACCAUCUGGUAGGCAUAACACUACAUGAGCCAUCCUUCUUAUAGAAUGUGCAGUGUUAUGCACUUUCCAUGAAGCUGAACUGCACAUGGUGCACAGAGCCAGCCCCUGUUUAUGGUUUCAGUGUGUGUGCGUCUCCCCCCCCCCCCCCCCCCCCCCCCCAGUGUGGCCCAUUCUACUGAUUGGUUGCCCUUAACCCCUUUUCGCUCACUGUUUAGCACACCUGUUCAGUGGGUCACCUCGUCUUGUCUCGGUAGUUGUUACCAGUCUCGGAGCGCUCCUCUUUCCUCUCCCUCUUGCCAUCUGUGCACUUCUCCCAGGUGUAUAUAUCACAGGCACACAUGGUGUCUCUCGCAUCUCAUUGGCAUCACUCCUUUUCUUUUUUUUGUAAAUAAUUUUAGUUCAAAACCUCAUUCAAAGAAAAACAAAAGGAAAGGAAUACUGCAUAUAAAAUGGUAAAUCCCUAAAUAUUAAAAAUAUAUAUUAUAUAAAUGAUGUGUUGUCAAUUAUGUAUUGAUAAUAAAACUGAAUAAAAAUCAAUUAACUGUUGAGCUUGCUAAGACAGGUUUACAUAAAUUUUUACAUGAAAUCAUGUACAAGAGCCAAGGACACAAUUUGAUUUCAUAAUUUUGUUUAAUUGAAAUCUUGGUUUUUCUACAGCAUCCAGUUAAACUUUGUUCAUUUUUCCCCCCCCUUCAACCAAACUCAUUUUAGUGCAUUUUAAUAUUCAUUUAACAGUGAUCAGUUUGAUAUAUAAAAUAUCUAAUUUUUCACAUCUUCAGCCUGACAAAUUGCCAUUGAUUUAUACACAAGGUCGCUUGCGUAUGAUCAAGAAGCAAUACCAAUUAGCUGUGUUAAUGACAUUAAUGAAAGUCAGACAUGGAUCAUAAAGGUUACUAUUGUUUGUAUUUGAACUGUAGCCUCUUACAUUCCUCUGACCGAGCUGUCUGUCAAUGCAUAUGCAUUUUUAAACACAUCACAGGACUCUUAAAACCAAUGCUGUCUUCUUAAGAUAAUAGCAGCCUUUACUGUUAAGACCUCCUGGAAAUGUUUCCAUCCAAUUAUGUACACAUGGCUUCAAACUGUCUACCAAAUUAUCACAUUAAAAGCAGGUCAAGCACGUC